Messenger RNA from Fusarium sp. VM40, 900 nucleotides. The record is from the annotation of a GenBank genome assembly. Lineage: Eukaryota; Fungi; Ascomycota; Sordariomycetes; Hypocreales; Nectriaceae.
AUGAAAAAGGCCGACGGAUCCUUGCAGCUCAUCCAGAUGAGCUCUGACAAAUUGUCAUACGCAAUUGUCAAGGAUAUCGGAGAGCCGGGUGCGUUCGACGAGGCCAUCAAAUCCAACCCCGAUUUCGAAGGAGUCAUUCACUGCACCAGCCUUUUUCAUUUUGAUAUUCAGGAUGCCAAGAAGGAUUUGUUCGACCCUGCAAUCAAUGGUACCGUUAACGUUAUGCGGGCGAUCAAAGCCCACGCCCCUUCGGUGAGACGUGUUGUCGUUACUUCAUCCAUUGCAGCUAUGCUCAACAUGAAGAACCACCCGGAUACAUAUACCGAGAAUCACUGGAAUCCUGUGAGUCACGAGGAAGCCGCGUCAAAUCCCGCAGACGGUUACAGGGGCAGCAAGACAUUCGCUGAGAAAGCUGCGUGGAAAUUUAUCGAAGACGAGAAACCGGAAUUUACUUUAGCAUCAAUCAACCCGCCAGUCGUCUUUGGACCUAUCGCGCAUUAUCUCAACUCUCUUGACCGUAUCAACACUUCUAAUGCCCGUUUCCGAGACAUGAUCUCGGGCAAGAUGCACGAAAAGCUAGCUCCCACCGCAACCUUCUACUUGGUUGACGUACAUGAUGUGGCCUUGGCUCAUGUGCGAGCCCUAGAAACGGAAAGUGCAGCAGGGCACAGAUUUAUUACGUCUGGGUCAACAUUCACCAACGCAGAAAUUGCGGAUGUAAUCAAGACCAAGUUCCCGGAGCUGAGCACUAAGCUGCCAGAGUCAUGGAGUAGCGACCUCCCUGGAGGGCUGUACGGCAUUGACACUAGCAAGGCUCGAGAGGUUUUGAACGUUGAAUUCAGCUUGUUGGAUCAGUGCGUGGAGAGCACCGUCAAGUCAUUCUUGAAAGUUCAGACUUAA